This is a messenger RNA of Spodoptera litura, 6929 nucleotides long. NCBI's taxonomy places the organism in Eukaryota, Metazoa, Arthropoda, Insecta, Lepidoptera, Noctuidae. The record is from RefSeq and is a predicted model, not a curated record.
UUAUCGAAUAGUCCAUUCGUUCUAUUGAUAAUGAUAAGGUGGUAGCUACUUAUGGCGUUGUAGGAGACGAUUGGAUUAUUUUUACAUUUUACAUGUAAUAGUUAUAAUUGAUGACGCUAAUCUCAUAUGAGAUUUCAGCAUUUAUUUACUUAUAAUUUUAGUUAUCGUGUAAUGCUCGUUAUAGUUAUUCGGUGAGAGCGAAUAUUUCUUUGUUUUUUUCAUCCAACAUAUGUUGGACUACUUCAGUUCGUUACAAAUUACGCGUAACAAAUUUUUCUGUACGCGCACAAUGAUUGCAUCAGUAAAUUGUGAUAACUUAGGUUCAAACAACAGUAAAGGAACCAGAAGCCAUUCGGCUCAAGGUCUGGCGAGUUCCGUGUCUAGUUCAGCAAUGAAGAUACCGUUACCUCCUCGUCCAUGGAUCACAGAUGCAGAAGAUGAUUCAUCAGAUGACAUGGACAGUAGUAGUAUUAUAAAAGACGAGGGCCUGAUUGCUAUGGAAAGAACGAGAAUGAGGUCAAGAUAUCGACACCAUAAACAAAGACAAGUUAAUGUACCUAUUGGAAUAUUUUGGGAUAUUGAAAAUUGCCAGAUACCAAGAGGUUGUUCUGCUAUAGAACUGGUGGCUGCGAUACGAGCAAAGUUUGUAAGGGAUGGAAGAAGAGAAGCUGACUUUGUAGUUGUUUGUGAUGUUCGGAAGGAAACAACCACAAGACUCUUAGAACUUAAUGAUGCUCAAGUGAGCUUAAUACAUGUCUGUAGAACUCAGAAAAAUGCGUCGGAUGAUAAACUUCGCCAGUGUAUGAGGAGGUUUGGUGAUCUCCACUCAUCACCGGCUGCUAUAUUAUUGAUAUCUGGCGAUAUUGACUUUGCUGCAGAUUUAACUGACUUCAGAUAUAGGAAAAACAUGGAAGUGAUAUUGGUGCACAAAAAGAACACUUCGGCGGCUUUAAUUGCAUGUGCCUCGUCUCAUUAUUGCUUUGAGGAGAUCGCCUCUACUCUGCCCAGAAAGGUAUCAAAGAGUGAGGACGACACUCCAACUUGUGAAGUGGAAGUGUUAAACUUGCCCAUCCACCAACCACCUGAGCUGGUAUCUAUAAGACUCCGCCAUCUUGCCAAAAAGUCUGGUGGCAGGGUUGUCUCUGUCACCGCUCCUACUGCAAUACUUAAGUUUUCUACGCCGGACCAUGCAUCGAGAGCUCUGAUGCGUAUGGACGGGGAGGAUGUGUACGGACGUAAGAUAAGUACGCGGUACGCUCGUAGCACUGUACCGCCGACGUACUCCAGUGAUGAAGGGUACAGCACUGCGCCUGCGUCAUACCAGCCACCCGCCUUUGUACCACCGCCUGCCAAGAUAUGCUCAUCGCCUCAAGAGAUGGGCUCGUUCAAUACUCCUUGCAUUUCGAAGGAGUGGGCUAUGGCUCUGAAACAACUGCCGGCGCCUACACCACCACCUCAUGAUUUCUGUCCUCCACCUGCACCCAAACCUAGGAAGAUUAGGGGCACGCAUGGUUACUUUGAGAUGCUGACUCAGCUAUUCAACUUAUACGUACAAACCGUCCGAGUAACUGUUUGGGCGGCUGGGGAGGGUCCUCUAGCGACUGUAGUGCUUCGUUCAGAAUGGGACGCAAGGCUCGCAAUCGCUCGCAUUCACAAACGCCGUCUAGACAACCAAUGGACGGGGCGACGCCUAGAACUGUCUCUAGGCAAGCCCUCCCCGGCUCCCAAUCUAGACGUCCUAAGAGCUAGACUAAGAGCCAUUUUACUUGAUCAAAAGAAUCAUACACUACCUCUUUUGAGACUGAGGGAUGCUUAUGCCAGUCGUCAUUGCUGUGCUUUGACGACUUCAGAUAUAGCUAAGCUUAAAGACACAGUAAUCAUACAUGAAGGGUUUGGUAGAAUGGUUCAGUUGGUGGAUCUAACACCGGUGUCUAGUUCUGAGAUGGAGGAGGCGCCCUGGAAGUGCCAUAUACACGCGUCCAUGAGCACCGGACAAGAAGACGGCAGCCGUAUUCUACAACCCGUCUAUAUGGAGAUCUCGACUCUGGCUAAGAAUGUACAUAUUUUGUUGGAGAAUCAUGGAGGAAUUUUACCGUUGUUAAGUUUCGUGGAGUGCUACGAGUCUCGUUUUGAUGCAUUAGUCUGCGACCCGCGUCACGGCGUGGCUCUGGAACUACUCCUGCGCAGCGUGGAGGGACUGGACGUACGUGACGCGCCCUCUCGACACCUCACGUGGAAGGCCAGGCCUCUCGCACUCACUCCGCCUCUGCCUCAGGCUGCUAAUAGCGAGAGCUCCCGUUCGAGUGGAGAACGCGAGCGGCCACGCACUGCACCUGCGCUAGAACCGAUGCUAGCGUUGUUUGAAAGAGAACUCAUUGACUUGCUGCGUACGGCGCCUAGGUGCUCUAUACCAUUCAGCAAACUUAUACCAGCUUUCCACCACCAUUUCGGUCGCCAAUGCCGUGUAGCCGACUACGGCUUCACUAAACUACCCGACCUACUUGCUGCACUCGGUAAUGCUAUCGUGGUUCUGGGCUCAGGCUCAUCUCGUAUUAUAACAAUAUCGGCGGCGGCACAAAGCCGUCGUUGGACAUCAGAUCUCGUGAAGGUAUUGAAGGGGCAACCGGGGCGAGCAGUGCAGUUGCACGAGCUGCCACACUUGUACCACGCGGUGACAGGCCGGCCAUUCUCCCCCGUGGACUAUGGAGUCUGCACUGUCGCGGAGUUGAUGCAGCGCGUCAAUCCUCAGGCAGUCACCGUCGCACCAGACGGCACCAUCUCCCUGCCACGGCGCCUGCCCACUCCAGAAGAAAGGGCCCGUACACGAGAGUUUGCCAUGCAGGCGGUGGAACUGUUGCGGCACACGGCCAACUUGCGCAUGGAGUUCUCGCGCUUCGUGCCCGCCUACCACGCGCACUUCGGGAGACAACUGCGGGUGGCGCACUACGGCUGCGUCAAGUUGUUGGAACUGUUCGAGCUCAUCCCCGAGGCAGUGGCGGUGUGCGGCGCCGGCGCGGCCGAGCGCAGCGUGCGCCUGCGCGGCGGCGUGGCGCGCGCACUGCUGGCGCGGCGUCUGCGCGCGCUGCCCGCGCUCGCCCUGCGCGACCUGCCGCUGCACUACGCGCACCACUACGGCGCGCCGCCGCAGCCUGACAUGUUGGAAGCUGAUACACUGGAAGGUUUGGUGUACGCUGCGGGCGGCUGUAUUGAGAACAAUAUAGUAGUGGCCCCUGGAGGGUCCCCUACCUGGGCGGGAUGCCUACUGACUGCGUGCGCGGUGCUGUGCGGGGACCGUAGUGUGGCGCGGGGCUCCACGCUGGAGUACUUCACGGCGGCCUACCGCCGCCUGCGGGGGGCGGAGCCCGAGCUGCGGCGCCUCAUGGCGGCCGGCGUCAUCGUGCUGAGCGAGCAGCGCCUCAACGUGUCGCCCGAGUGGCGCGUCGUCUGGCGCCUCGCACAGCUACUGACGGACCGCGCUACGCCCGCUUCGCCCGAAGAAAUAUUCAUCGAGUUUGCUCGUCGUUAUGAACCUGUCUUCCCUGGAGUUGAUCCUAGUGCAGAGGGUGUGGCAGAUUUCCUUCGUCAUUACAUGGAGAUAUUCACGGAAAACGAGACUGGGCGCUGGACCUUAUGCCCCGGUCUCGUGGUACCGCGAUGUCGGGAACUCAUACCAGGCCCUGCGCACGAGGAUUACUCCGUUCAUGAUACACCACCGGGACAGAAGGGCUCCCGUGUGUUUGAAUCGCCAAAGAACAACAUAUGGUGCUCCCCACCUGCCAGCGCGUUGCCCACUCCUACUGCUUUUCUUAACCUCGAGAACAGACGUCGUAUUCGUUUGGCGGCUCACUUCGAAGGUCCAUAAUCCCACCGCGUCGUAUAAGAAGAUGCAUUCCUUAUUUUUGAUGUAGGUUAGUAUUAUACGUGUUCCAAACGCGGCACCUGAAACUUUGGAGUGAUGUGCAUCAGGGUCGCAACGAAUUUUAACUACUAGACUUAUGUAAGUGUCCAAUAAAUUGUGAUGUCUGUAACAAUAAUAUUUUAGAUGUUUAUAUUUUUAUGUGUUUAUUUAGUAUAAGAAAUCUUAUGGUGCAUUCGUCAAAUGUUUUAAGUGCCGAUAUAAAACUAAUGUUCCCCGUCUAUGUACAAAGAGGUAAGUCGUAAGAAUCAUCUUGACCGAAGUCUUCUUUUACUUUAUCUUAGUGUGUAAAUUAUAAUGUUUUGUUUUAAUUGACUAACUAUUAUAUUUCAUGUAUCCAAUGAGUCAGUUUCGUGUGUUGUUUCAAGGUAUGUUUCACAAUGUCUGAUUAAGUUACUGCUCGCUUAGCUGCCAGAUAUUUUGACUUCCUUUGUUACGGGAAACACCAAAUUAUCCGUCAGCUAAGACUAACAAAAAUAAAGUUAAUCAGAUUUUGUGAAACAGGCUGCUAGUCUUUCAAAGUUACUUGUUGAACUAUUAUAUAGAAUUGUUUAGACCUUACAACAGUGUAACUGCGUAACUCUAUUCAAUUUUACCUUGUUUUAUUUUAUAUUUUGACAUUUUAUAUACAGAUUUUUUUUCUUAUAUUUUAUAUUUUGUGGCUCUUCACGUAACAAAGGACUGAACAAGCUUCAAAUGAUACUUUAAGGUACUAAUAAGUUUAUGAAAGAUCUUACAGUAUGUUAUCUACGUAAUAAUUUGUAAGUAGAUAAUGUUACUGCCAUUGAUACGAAUAAAACAAUAAUAAAAACUAAAUGUACAUAUCAUUGAUUUGAGGCUCAAAAUAUGUUAAGAAUAGUUGCUAAGUUUUAUUAAAAUAAACAUCUCGAGCACUUGUAACAUUUUUCGGAUGCCCACGAAAAGUACAAUGAUCAUACAACAUGUUGAUUGUCCUAGAAUUUUAUCGUUUAAUAUAUUUCAGCCACAAAUCUAUUUGCAUGUAUUUUGCUUGUAUUAUUUCGAAAUUACUCUUCAAAUUAUUGUACAGACCUAUUUCUUUUCUCAUUGUGUAGGUGGAUCACAUUCGAAUUUAUGUAAUUUUAGAUAACAUUUACAUUCAUGUUAAGUUCUAUGUUCUACGGUGGUUUACGUAAUACGCCAGUUGUUUGUUGAAUCUCACUUUUGCGAACUGGCCUUAAUGACGUCAAUUAAAAACGUUCAAAGGUUUUAUAAGAGUAUUCAAUGAAUGUAGAUGUAGGUGAUAUUAUUAUUGCUUUGAUAGAAUAUGCUCGUGCCUAGUGCGAUGUUGCUUUAAUUUUAUGACAAUCGUUUGUGUUUUUCUUUAAUUAAAUCUCCUAGUUCCACAUAGUUCCCCAAGAAAGACGUUGAUUUAAGUUCCAUUUGCUCUCGUUGCAAUACAAGUGAUUAUUGUAUUUUGUAACGUUAUUGGCCUCUAAAUCACGCACAGUAAGCUUUAACUUCUGAUUGUGGAAGCAGACUUAAUAAUUUGUACCAAAGCACUAGUUAGAUAUUAUAUUCGGCCAAAUUAUCCUCUACUAGACAUUAUAAUAAUGUGCACUAAUUAUAUCACAUUGGUCGUAAGUUUGUAAACAACCAUUUUUUGUAAAUGGGAAUUAAUUCCUCUAGUCUUUCUAGCAAUGUUUCAUGGGUUUAAUUUUAUUGUACCUUUUAUUUUUAUUUUUUAUAUCUAAAAUAAUUAUUCUAAUCAAGGGUUUGUCUGUCUAACAUAUGUUUUAAAACGACAGCAACCUGCAAUAAGCCAUAGUGAUAAUUUAUUUAGUUAAUAUAAUUUGGAAAUAGUGUUAACAGAUUUAUUUAAUUAUAAAAAUGUUAGAAGUGAUGAGCUAAUGAUUAAUAAUUGUAAAUAGACUUGAGAUUUAGUCUGUAUUCUAAGGCAUUAAUUACCACUGUGAUACUUCUGUACCAUUGAAUGCCAUACUUGGUUUCAACUCGAUGUAAUAAGCGAUCACAAAUAUUUUCUAGUAUGAGCAAGAGUUUUGUAAUCAUAAGUCGACGGUAUAUUUUCGUAGGUAUGUAUAUAGUGUACAUAAUAUUACAUUUUGAUUAUUAAAUUGGUACAAAGUAUGAACAUUUUAGUAAUAAAAUAUUAUACUCUCGAUAAUGUGGAACUACGAUAUUUAAUUCCGAAAUUAUUUACAGAUAAUUUUGUUUUAUAUUUGUAUGUAAGCGGGUUCUUGCAUAUUUGAAGUAUAUUUUUUCUGCCAGUCCGCAUUUGUACAUCAGUAUUGGCCAUCAGAUCAUCUAUUGAAACGAGAUAUUUUAAAUAAGGUUUCUAUCUAUUUAAUUUUAUGACCAUUGUAAUUUCUGAUUGUGACUGCGUUCACAUAGGGCCGGAGUACUGUCCAGCAAUUCAUAAUGUUACUUAAGAUUGAAAGUUGGCGCAGACUGACGUCGCGGCACGUCUUGGCGUGCCGUGCCAAACACCAGACGGCUGCGGUUCACCAUUUAAUUUUGUACAUUUAGUUUCCCACAAUUGAUGCAUCCAGAUCGUUUCUUUAUUUUAUCAGUUUGUAUUAAAUUUCAAGUAGAUUUCAGUCAAAUAUAUCGACACAAGUAACUUUAGACCCGCAGGGAAUGAAACCAGUUGAAUAUGAAUGAGUGGCUGAAUAUAGCGUUCUUUGAUCUGAAGCACGCUGUGUCAUGCCAAGGCGUCAGUCUACGCCGGCCUUUAUAAAUUUAAUUACCAUGUUCUCUAAGACUGUAGUGAAGAUACAUUUAAGUACUUUAUAAGCUGUUGUUUUAUUUUCUGACCAAUAACUAUGUAUUUUGUAACAGUAAGGUAGAAUUAAGUAUGCAUUCAAAGUUCAUUACAGGAAGAUGUAACAUUUUCAUAAAAGUUUUCCUACAUCUUCGUAAUUCUGUGAUUAUUUGUUAUAGUUUUAACUAGUGAAUCGAUGUAUUUGAAUUAGUCGUUUCAGUAUUGCAUGUAUGAUGAAUGUGUCGGAAAAUAAAUGUUAUUUUUUCAAUAAUU